This is a messenger RNA of Strongyloides ratti, 342 nucleotides long. Its product is annotated as 60S ribosomal protein L34. The transcript has 2 exons. The record is from RefSeq and is a predicted model, not a curated record. Lineage: Eukaryota; Metazoa; Nematoda; Chromadorea; Rhabditida; Strongyloididae. Gene Ontology annotation, biological process: translation. Gene Ontology annotation, molecular function: structural constituent of ribosome. Gene Ontology annotation, cellular component: ribosome. Bases 1 to 342 code for a protein of 113 amino acids.
AUGGCCCAAAGAUUGACCUAUAGACGCCGUCACGCUUACAACACCAAAUCUAACAAAGUUUCUCAUAUUAAGACUCCAGGAGGUCGUUUAGCUCUUAAAUAUAGAACCAAACGCCCAUCAGUUCCAAAAUGUGCUGAUACCGGAGUUCCACUUAAAGGAAUCAAAGCUGUCCGCCCCCGUAAGCUUUCUCAACUUACCAGACGCUUCAAGACCGUAUCCCGUGCUUAUGGUGGAAACCUUUGUGCUAAUGCAGUUAAAGAAAGAAUUCUUCGUGCAUUCCUUAUUGAAGAACAAAAGAUCGUUGCUAGCGUUUUGAAUGCCAACGAAUCUGCCAAAAACUAA